Messenger RNA from Penicillium lagena, 1668 nucleotides. Its product is annotated as gaba permease. Gene Ontology annotation, molecular function: transmembrane transporter activity. Bases 1 to 1668 code for a protein of 555 amino acids. Gene Ontology annotation, biological process: transmembrane transport. Gene Ontology annotation, cellular component: membrane. The transcript is spliced from 2 exons. NCBI's taxonomy places the organism in Eukaryota, Fungi, Ascomycota, Eurotiomycetes, Eurotiales, Aspergillaceae. The record is from RefSeq and is a predicted model, not a curated record.
AUGGAGGAAAGCGGAGGGACCGUCCGGCAGAGGCACACCACCGCCGCUGCCGACGCCGACGUCGAUGCCGACGCUUCGCUGGAGCGAAUGGGCAUCAAAUCCGAUCUCAACCGUCAUUCCUUUUCGAACAUUUCCAUGCUUGGCAUGGCGUUCGCCAUCGUCAAUUCAUGGUGUGCCAUUGGCACCACGGUCAACGCGUCCCUGCCAUCUGGCGGGCCCAGCAGCGCGGUGUGGGGCAUUGUCAUCGCCGGCAUCUUCAACAUGUGCUGUGGGGUAUCGCUGGCCGAGUUCCUGUCAGCCUACCCAACUGCAGGUGGCCAGUACCACUGGGCGGCCGUGGCCAGCUGGAAGUCAACCAGACGGGCCGUCAGCUACAUCACCGGCUGGAUUAACCUCGCCGCGUGGGUAUGUCUGGCCGGAGCCAACUGCCUGCUGGUCAGCGGAAUCAUCAUGAGCUAUGCCCAGCUCAUAAAACCAAGCUUUGACCCACAGCCGUGGCAGAGACUCCUGCUGUACAUUGCCGUCGACGUCAUUGCCUUUAGCUACAACUUGUUCGCCAACCGCUUCCUGAGCCACUUGAAUAAGUACAAUAUGUUCUUUACCCUGGCGGGUUUCGUCGCAAGCCUGGUUGCCAUCCUAGCGUGCGCGGCUCCAAACUUCCAAAGCGCCAAAUUUGUGUUCGGCGGGUUUAUCAACAAAUCUGGCUGGCCGAGUGGUUGGGCCUGGCAGCUGGGUCUGCUCCAGGGGCAAGUUUCUACCCUCAAGGAAGAACCACUCGCAUUCUCCGUGACGGCAUACGAUUCCACCAUCCAUAUGAUUGAAGAGAUGCCGAACCCCACCACCCAGGGCCCCCGGCUCAUUAUCUACGCCAUCGGGAUGGCGGUCAUCACUGGAUUUGGCUACAUCGCCGCCGUGCUCGCCGUGAUCAGUAAUAUUCCGAAAGCCAUCGGCGCCCCAGAACCACUUCUGGAGAUCUAUUACCAAGCCACACAGAACAAGGCCGGCAGUAUCUGCCUCAUGAUGUUUCCCCUUCUCUCCUUCGUCCUAUGUGCCAUCGACGACAUGGCCACCAGCGCCCGGAUGGCCUACGCCCUCGCGCGCGAUGGCGGCAUGCCCUUCAGCAGCCACUUCGCCCGCGUGAGCCCAACCUACGGCGUCCCUGUGGUGGGACUCGUCUGGUGCUUCGCAUGGGACAUCGUCUUCGCGCUCGUUUUCCUCGGCUCCAACGACGCCUUCAACGCCAUCGUUUCCGCCGCCGUCGUCUGCUUCACCAUCACCUACGCCAUCCCCCCGGGAAUCAACAUGCUACGCGGCCGCCGCAUGCUCCCCGAGAACCGUAGCUUUAAGCUCCCCACCGCCAUUGGCUACAUCUGCAAUGCCGCCGACGUCGCUUGGGCACUACUUACCACCGUCCUCUUUAUCUGGCCGACGUCUAGCCCGACCAACGCUGUCAAUAUGAAUUACUGCAUCGUCGCCUUUGGCGUUAUCAUCGUCAUCGCUGGCUCGAAUUGGAUCUUCAGCGCUCGCAAGUCUUACACCCCGCCGGCCCUUGAACUCGUCCACGGCCACGGCCACCAGACAGUUCCAACCCCGAUUGAGGCGAGCGAAUUGACGGAUGAAAGUAAAGCGGGUCAGAUAGAAGAGCAUGGUCUGCAAAAAACGGAGUAG